UGAUCAAAUACAAAUCCGUACCUGUGGAAGAAUAGUCCAGUAGAAUGGAGUUAGAUCGUCGUGGAUAACCAAGGCAAAGGUAGGCAGGCACGGCGGCCGGCGGCGGUUGUGCGACGGUGUUAGGAGAGGGGGUUGGUGGCUAAAGCGACAAAUCACCAGAAUUACCUGCAAAUUUCAAAGCUUCCAUUUCCCAUUACCACCAACCAACUAAGGAAAAAAAAAAAAAAAACUAAACAAUUAAGACUUUCACAGUUUCACUUUAACACCUACUACUGGCUACUCCCCCGCCCGCCCCCAAGAUCCGAUCCCGUUUAUUCCGCUGCUAUAUAUCUUCGGCUUCGACCCUCCCCUUUUGUUCGCCUCUCUAUUGCACCGAACCGGUAAAAAGGAGAAACCUUUCUCAGUCUCCUCUCCAGUACUAGACUGCAGAGAUUUGCAAAGCAGCAACCAACAGCCUUUUCUUUUCCCCAAUUCCUAGAUCCGAAGAAUGGCGUGCGAGGGUACUUUGUUGGGUAUGGGGAACCCACUCCUCGACAUCUCUGCCGUUGUCGACGACGGCUUCUUGACAAAGUAUGACAUCAAGCUAAACAAUGCUAUCCUGGCCGAAGACAAGCACUUGCCCAUGUACGAUGAAAUGGCAGGAAAAUACACUGUUGAUUUCAUUGCUGGAGGUGCCACUCAAAAUUCCAUCAGAGUUGCCCAGUGGAUGCUCCAAAAGCCAGGUUCAACAAGCUACAUUGGUUGCAUUGGGAAGGACAAGUUUGGAGAAGAGAUGAAGAAAAAUGCUAAGGAAGCUGGUGUCAAUGUCCAUUACUAUGAGGAUGAAGCUGCUCCCACUGGAACAUGUGCUGUCUGUGUUGUCGGUGGUGAGAGAUCGCUUGUUGCAAAUUUGUCAGCUGCGAACUGUUACAAAGCUGACCAUUUGAAGAAGCCUGAAAACUGGGCACUAGUUGAGAAGGCCAAAUAUUACUACAUUGCUGGAUUUUUCUUGACUGUGUCUCCCGAAUCUAUUCUGCUUGUUGCUGAACAUGCAGCUGCCAAGAACAAGAUCUUCUCGACCAAUCUUUCUGCACCAUUUAUCUGUGAGUUCUUCAAGGAUGUCCAAGAGAAAGUUUUGGCUUAUGCAGACUUUGUCUUUGGCAAUGAGACUGAAGCUAGAACCUUCUCAAAGGUUCAUGGAUGGGAGACUGAGAAUGUCGAGGAGAUUGCCAUCAGGAUCUCCCAAUGGCCCAAGGCCUCUGGGGCACACAAGAGGAUUACUGUCAUCACACAGGGUGCCGACCCUGUUGUCGUGGCAGAAGAUGGGAAGGUGAAACUAUUCCCAGUGACCUUGUUGCCUAAGGAAAAGCUUGUUGACACCAAUGGAGCCGGGGAUGCAUUUGUCGGCGGGUUCUUGUCGCAAUUGGUGCAGGAGAAGCCCAUUGCAGACUGUGUCAAAGCCGGCACCUACGCAGCCAAUGUGAUCAUCCAGAGGUCUGGCUGCACAUACCCAGAGAAGCCAGAGUUCAAUUAGAUCCUUCCAAUUUUGGAAUUCCCCCACAAGAGCGCACAUUCUUGUAGCAUUGGAUUCUAAGGAGUCCUCUACAGCUUGAAACAUAUUAUCCGUGUUUCUCACACUUUACAUUAUCAUAUAUGUUACCACUCAAAACCCAUGAACCCAGAGGAUUUUUUGUUGCCCAAUGCCUCUCAUGUGCUUGUGGGAUAUAUACAUUGUGCUAUUUCAUCACUGGAAGUUAGUUUUUUGGCUUCAGAGUUUUUAGUUCUGGAAAUGAAAUGGACCAGAUGGUUCUCAUCAUUUAUUGCUCUUUGUAUCCUUUUACCCGCCCUUGUUAUAUGAUGUGUUUUGCCUGGUUUCAAUUGCGUCUGUUCUGCCAUGAAGGCUGAAAAGGCCAAGCCUGGCGAAUGUACGAUAUCAGAUAUCAAAAUCAAACGUGUAAAUGCAUACCUGUUCUUGGAAAGGCUAUUGCUUGCCUGUUAUCAUUGCCUAAGCAUGCUAAUAAUAAUUCAUGGGGACUAAUGCAUUGCAGUUCAGAAA
Molecule: messenger RNA, 2035 nt
Organism: Linum tenue
Lineage: Eukaryota; Viridiplantae; Streptophyta; Magnoliopsida; Malpighiales; Linaceae
Source: the annotation of a GenBank genome assembly